Glycine soja is the source of this 2180-nucleotide messenger RNA. Its product is annotated as calcium-dependent protein kinase 10-like. Gene Ontology annotation, cellular component: cytoplasm; nucleus. Gene Ontology annotation, biological process: protein autophosphorylation; intracellular signal transduction; peptidyl-serine phosphorylation. The transcript is spliced from 7 exons. Gene Ontology annotation, molecular function: calmodulin binding; calcium/calmodulin-dependent protein kinase activity; calcium-dependent protein serine/threonine kinase activity. The record is from RefSeq and is a predicted model, not a curated record. The coding region runs from base 88 to 1707 and encodes 539 amino acids. NCBI's taxonomy places the organism in Eukaryota, Viridiplantae, Streptophyta, Magnoliopsida, Fabales, Fabaceae.
AUAACCUUGUCAGAGUCAAACAACAUCCAAAGUCAUCAUCAGCUAUCUAGCUUGUUCUCUUUUAUUUUUUUUCGGUUCACCGGCGGCAUGGGGAACUGCAACGCCUGCGUUCGAGUCGAUGACGUGGCAGACUCAAACCGCGGCAAAAAGAAUAAGAAAACCAAACCGAACCCCUACGCGGAGGAAGAGAUACGCUCCGGCGUUCCGAUCCGUGUGCUGAAGGACGUGACGUCACGGAGCCUCAUCGGCGACAAGUACGUGAUAGGCCGGGAGCUAGGUCGUGGCGAGUUCGGGAUAACGUACCUCUGCACGGACCGCGAAACGAAGCAGGAGCUCGCGUGCAAGUCGAUCUCGAAGCGGAAGCUGAGAACCGCGAUCGACGUGGAGGACGUGCGGCGAGAGGUGGCGAUCAUGUCGACGCUGCCGGAGCACGCUAACGUGGUGAAGCUGAAGGCGACUUACGAGGACGAAGAGAACGUUCAUCUCGUUAUGGAGCUCUGCGCCGGCGGGGAGCUCUUCGACCGGAUCGUCGCGCGGGGGCACUACAGCGAGCGUGCCGCCGCGAACGUGGCGAGGACCAUUGCUGAGGUUGUUAGGAUGUGUCACGCCAAUGGUGUUAUGCAUCGAGACCUUAAACCUGAGAAUUUUCUCUUUGCGAAUAAGAAGGAGAAUUCUGUUCUCAAGGCUAUUGACUUUGGACUCUCCGUGUUUUUCAAGCCAGGGGAGAGGUUUUCGGAGAUUGUGGGGAGUCCUUACUACAUGGCGCCGGAGGUAUUGAAAAGGAAUUAUGGGCCAGAGGUGGAUGUGUGGAGUGCUGGGGUGAUUCUUUAUAUUUUGUUGUGUGGAGUUCCUCCGUUUUGGGCAGAGGACGAACGAGGGGUGGCUUUGGCAAUAUUGAGGGGAGUGAUUGACUUCAAGAGAGAACCGUGGCCUCAGAUUUCAGAUAGUGCUAAGAGUCUUGUGCGCCAGAUGUUGGAGCAUGAUCCUAAGAAGCGCUUGACGGCUGAACAGGUGCUUGAGCAUUCCUGGUUACAAAAUGCAAAGAAAGCUUCAAAUGUUCCAUUAGGAGAUAUUGUGAGAACAAGGCUUAGGCAAUUCUCUUUGAUGAAUAGAUUAAAAAAGAGAGCACUUCGGGUAAUUGCAGAGCAUUUGUCUGUUGAAGAGGUAGAAAUAAUCAAAGACAUGUUUACAUUGAUGGACACAAACAAAGAUGGCAAAGUAACAUAUGAGGAGCUGAAGGUUGGGUUACGGAAGGUUGGUUCACAAUUGGCUGAGCCAGAGAUAAAGAUGCUGAUGGAAGUGGCUGAUGUUGAUGGGAAUGGAGUACUUGACUAUGGAGAGUUUGUAGCCGUGACAAUUCACUUGCAAAGAAUGGAGAAUGAUGAGCAUUUCCGCAAAGCAUUCAUGUAUUUUGACAAAGAUGGGAGUGGGUAUAUCGAGUUAGGUGAGCUGGAGAAAGCAUUAACAGAUGAGUCGGGAGAUACUGAUACUGCUGUAUUGAAUGACAUCAUGCGUGAAGUUGACACUGACAGGGAUGGUCGUAUCAGUUAUGAAGAGUUUGUGGCCAUGAUGAAAACUGGAACUGACUGGAGAAAAGCAUCUAGGCAGUAUUCAAGGGAGAGAUUCAAGAGCUUGAGCAUAAAUUUGAUGAAGGAUGGCUCACUUCAGCUUCAUGAUGAUAUUAGUGGUCAAGCUGUAGUGGUUUGAGUCCGAAAUUGUAAUCUUAGUGCUCACUCAGUUUCUCAUCUUCCUUCACCACUUAAUAUGCUUGAAAACAUGGUUUCUUUACUCUCCCUGAAAGCAAACAACAAGUUUAGUGUUGGAGCAUUUUGAAGCAUACUGAUUUACCUUGGGUUUGAGUUGGGUUGCUUAGGUUUUCGAUUAGAUGUUAGAUGCCUGAAGCUUUAAGCAUGCGUUGGAGGGUUUUGCAUACUAAAGUCGUUUUUUAGCUUGUCAGCACAAGUUGCGCGGGCACAUGCUGCAGGCCUCAAAAUGUCACAUAUUCUUUGUAUAUGUUUGUCGUGUUGUUCGUGUUUGAUAAUUUCAUUGAUAAAUGUGAUUUUUCUAACUUAUGGGCUAAAAAACAGUUGGGGUUUGUCUCAUUGGCGGUGUGAAAUUCUGAGAAUGUAAAAUACCUUUAAAAGCAAUUCAAAGUUUAAAAUAUAGAUAUCUUGUGCCCA